Dicrocoelium dendriticum is the source of this 2156-nucleotide messenger RNA. Lineage: Eukaryota; Metazoa; Platyhelminthes; Trematoda; Plagiorchiida; Dicrocoeliidae. The record is from the annotation of a GenBank genome assembly.
GAUUUGCACAGGUAUGGGCCUUCGUGGAAGUCCUUCCUUAUGCACCUUCGCCCAUUCAGUCUAUUAAGACCCACGCACGCCCUGGACACAGAAGCCUUCGCAGCCCCUGACUGGACGCGUACUACACCCUCCUCUGCUAGUAUAGUAUUCUGAUCAUCAUGGGACAGCCUGUCGGCGUGGUUUCAAAAUAUGAAGACAAAGCUCCGGCAGACUCCAUAUGGGAUUGCUAUUCAAAAGGAUUAGAGAUUCUUGCGAACGGCCGUGUUAGCUCUAUCUCUGUCAGCGGCACUUAUCCUUACAACUACGCUAUUCCUAAUGGUCAAAAAGUUCAUAUUUUUAGAUGUAGUAAUGACAAACUUUGUAGGCGGUUGAAAGGAUUCGACUCUCGAGUUUCUUGCUGUGGCUUCAGAGGCGACGGAAAGCUUAUCGCUGUCGGAGAAGAAAGUGGUUUCUUACGGAUUUGUUCAACUGACAAGAAUGGGUUUCAUCUAAGGAAACUUCAGGCUCACAAAGGUUCGGUUAAUUCUGCCCACUUUUUCCCUGGUGGUCUUCGCGCUGCUAGCAUUGGCUCCGAUGGCGUCGUUUGCGUUUGGGACGUCGCACUUGGAACUAGGAUUAAUCGUUAUUGCUCGGCUCGGACAAAUGAGAGUGGGAAAACUCUGAUUCCAUGUCGAACAGAUGAGAACAUCCUUUUCUGUGCGGACUUGGCCGGCCACGUUUUCGUAUACGACGUCCGCGAGUCGAAACCAGUGACUACGUUUAAGUUACCAAACGGUGUAUCUGCUUUGGCCUCAAACAAUACGGACAAAGUGUUAGCAAUUGCGAAUGGCUCUCUCAUACACUUUUGGACCAUGGAGAUGCGCCGUUUCCUGUCAGUUCCCCGUUCCGACGAGUCGGCGGCUGAUCCGUUUGGUGGCUUGCGGAUACACUACAAAUUGGUCACCGGCCUUUGUAUUACUAAUCACCCGGACACUUCUCAGGGAGAAGUACUACUUUCUGUAUCAACGGAUAAAGUUGCCAAAGUGUCUCACCUUGCGUCGUUCAAGGAACUGCACCAAACGCGGUAUCUGUUGCCUCUUACUGCAGUUGCAGCCACGCCCGAUUGUGCCACAAUCAUAGUCGGUGGAGAAAAAGGAUUCGUCAGAGCUCAUCACUUGAACACGGAGAGUCUUACACGUCUAGCGAUGAGUGACAAAUCCGAUCAUCGAGCGGAUUUGACCGGGAAUGCUGACCCCGAUUUUGGAUCGCCUGGCGGUUUGCCGUCCUCAUAUGUAAAACUAGCCGAUCGCUUUUCCGGACGUUGGCGUGGAGGCAAUCCACUCAUGUCAAUGACCACCGAUGACUGGCUUGAGCAACCAUUUGAUGGCCCACGGAAAGCCCCAGUGAAAUGGAUCGCGACUGAUCGAGCUAGUCGGUUUGGACACCCUGUACCACUUAUACAUGAGACUUCCGAAAUCUCUCGCGACGGCUUCCGCUUCUUCUCGGACUCAGGCUCAUCUGAUGUUUUGUGUAAGAUAGACCAUAUGCUCAAACGAUUCACUCAUUCUCAAGCGUUGUCAGCAGUCACGCGAUCCCGCAUUUUGACCAAGCAAUCCGGCCGAGUCGCCCCAAUGGCUCCACACAAGCAUCGUCUCUACGCUGUGGCUGUCAUUCGAGAGCUGGUCAGGCGAGGAAAUUUGACCGCAGCUGUUGCUGGUCGUGAUGGUGUGCAACUUACGCGCCUCUUGAGAUUCAUCCGCAGGAAUGUGUGGCGAUGCGGAUGUGCCACAGCGUGCUUGGAGUUGUACCACUGCAUCCUAGACAUCUAUACUGCUGAAGAACUUUCUGUCAUACCAGAAUUUUUUAAAACGAACGAAGUUUUGAAGCGACUAUCGGUAAACUUGCAUACAGUCGGAGCUAUAGCCGAUCACAUCAUCGACCUCACCAGUGAUCAGAUUACACUCAAGGUGGCCCCGAAGAUGCCACAAAUUGAGCCUAAAGACACUAACACUUCGAAGUGUGUUACGUUAAAGACAAAGAAACUGCGCAAGGAUUCCACGGUAAAAUCGCCAUUUUAGUUAGAUCGGAUCGUAUAAAAGUAUGAUCUGAACAGCACCGACAGAACUCUCCUUGUACAGCUUUUCCACUAUACAGUCAAAAAAGAGCAUUCUCAGGUU